AUGAUACAUAAUCAAACAAUCAUCACCAGCAUCCAUCUCAUGAGUCUGUCAGAUAACCAGAAGAUCAUCCAUGUCCUAUUCAUCAUCUUCUUCCUCAUCUACCUGAUGACCUUCUUGACCAACUCCAUUAUCAUCCUUUUAGUUCUUACUUGUGCUCAUCUUCAUACACCCAUGUAUUUCUUUCUUGGGAACUUAGCGUUCUUGGACAUGUCAUACUCAUCCGUUACUGCCCCGCGGAUGCUCUUUGACCUCUCCACCCAACACUGGUCAAUCUCCCUCCAAGACUGCAUAGCACAAAUAUUUUUUGUGAUUUACUUUGGGAGCUCUGAGGUUUUCUUAUUGUCCUCCAUGUCUUAUGACAGAUAUGUAGCCAUCUGUCACCCUCUCCAUUACUUUCAGAUCAUGUCUUGGGGUAUGUGCUCUAAGAUGAUGUCUUUGGUUUGGUCAUCUGGUUUCCUUGCCCCUAUUAUUUGUAUAUUAUGUUUAAAAAGGUUGACAUUCUGUGGUCCCAACUUCAUUCAGAAUUUCUUUUGUGAUUUGCCCCAUUUGUUCCAGAUCUCCUGCACUGAUACCUUCAUUAAUGUUCUAGUUGUAAUAAUUGUAGGUGGUGUUCUUGGCCUUAUAGCCUUUGUUGCCACAUUUUACCCGUAUGUCAAAAUUUUUAGCACAGUGCUUAGAAUUCGCACCACUGACGGAAAACAUAAAGCUUUCUCUACUUGUACAUCUCACCUGACUGUUGUUUUCAUAUUUUAUGCAUCAGUAACUUUUAUCUACUAUGUUCCUAAUGCAAGUAAUCUUCUUGUAUUAAACCAAGUAGUGACAGUAAUAUAUACAUUAAUCACCCCCUUACUCAACCCCUUAAUCUACAGUCUAAGGAGCAAAGCCCUGAAGGACGCACUGCAGAGGACCUUACAUAUACGCAUGCUGGAUACAGGUAUAAAAAUAAGGUCCACAUGA
Messenger RNA from Hyla sarda, 957 nucleotides. RefSeq names its product olfactory receptor 1468-like. Lineage: Eukaryota; Metazoa; Chordata; Amphibia; Anura; Hylidae. Gene Ontology annotation, biological process: G protein-coupled receptor signaling pathway. Gene Ontology annotation, cellular component: membrane. Gene Ontology annotation, molecular function: G protein-coupled receptor activity; olfactory receptor activity. The record is from RefSeq and is a predicted model, not a curated record. The coding region runs from base 1 to 957 and encodes 318 amino acids. The transcript has a single exon.